Drosophila yakuba is the source of this 2673-nucleotide messenger RNA. It is a transcript of the gene Cdc16, whose product is annotated as cell division cycle protein 16 homolog. Bases 84 to 2240 code for a protein of 718 amino acids. The transcript has 6 exons. NCBI's taxonomy places the organism in Eukaryota, Metazoa, Arthropoda, Insecta, Diptera, Drosophilidae. Gene Ontology annotation, molecular function: protein binding. Gene Ontology annotation, biological process: cell division. The record is from RefSeq and is a predicted model, not a curated record.
CAGACAUGCUCAAAUAAGUUAAUACCAGCGGCGGAGAACUUUUAUCAAAUUCCUAACAAAAAUACAAUUUUGCCUAAAAAAAAAUGCCGGGGGACGCAGAAAACACAAGUACAGACACAACCAAUGAUCACAUCGACCUGGCCUUGUACCGGCAGCUGGUCAAACAGUUCAUAGACAUGCGUCGCUACUCCACAGCGCUUUUCUGGGCAGAAAAGGUUGCCGUGCUUGGUGGCCAGGAGCCCAGGGAUAUUUACUACCAGGCGCAGUGCAUGUACCUACUGGGGGAAUACCAUCGUGCUGCCCACACAAUACAGCACCACAAGCUGGAGAAGAACUCACUGCCUUGUUUUAACCUGCUCCUGGAAAGUCUGUAUGCGGCCAAGGAGUUUACGGAGGCGGCCAAUGUCAUCCAGAAUGUGGAGGUGGAAGUGAUGACCACAUCGCUGAUCAAUCAGCCCGUGGAUGCAGGCAGUGGCUGCUAUCUGGAAAGCAACAGUGUCUUUGGAGGCGAGGAGAAUCACAGAAAUGAACUGCUAUCAUCCAUUUACCUGAUGAAGGGCAAGGUUUACGAGGCCCUGGACAAUCGCGGCAUGGCAAUGGAUUUCUAUGUUCAGGCUCUUCACAAAUCCAUAUACUGCUUUGAGGCUCUGGAGGCGCUGGUGCAACACGAAAUGCUGAUGGCUUGGGAAGAGUUUGAGCUAAUGCACCACUUGCCACUGGCACAACAAUCCAGUGAAACUGAUGCCAAGUUUAUACUGAAACUUUAUGAAUCUCGCCUGAAGAAGUACUACGAGUUGAUUUCCGCACGCAGUGCUGAAGAGAUAGACCCCAUUGUUAAUCCUAAUAUAAUAAAGUUUAUCAAGUUCUUCACAGAACGUGUGCAGCAGACUGUCUCUUUAGACACACAAAUGCCAAAAGUGAGCGCCGUCAAGGUGCCGCUUACACCAAGCCAAUUCAUGUCGCCCGCUCAGAAAGUCCUAGAAGAUCUGAAGGCGCCCACAUUCUCCCUACAAACUAGUCUCUCCAAGGCAUCUUCUCUUAUUGAUGCCUCUCACCGGUCCAUGUUUGACUCCUCCAGUAGAAGGCGAUCGCGGGAUCAAGACACGGACACAUUAAUUCCAUACGCAGAAUGUCUUGAUCGAGUACAACGUAGUACGGACAUGAUGGCCGCUGAGGCGGAGAAGUGUUUCUACGAUUGCGACUACAAACAGUGCCUGAAAAUACUUAAUGAACUCCUUAAGGUGGAUCCCUUUCAUAACAAUGCUCUGACCAUUCAGAUUGCCUGCUUGGUGGAAAACGGCGACUUUAACCGGCUAUUUUACGUGGCCCACAAGUUGGUGGAUCGUUAUCCCGACAAAGCGAUUUCCUGGUACGCCGUGGGCUGCUAUUACGACAUGAUUGGGAAAAGUGAUCCUGCCCGGCGUUAUCUCUCCAAGGCCACUGCCUUGGACCGACUUUAUGGCCCCGCUUGGCUAGCUUAUGGUCACAGCUUUGCCAAUGAGAAUGAGCACGAGCAAGCAAUGGCAGCCUAUUUUAAGGCCACACAACUGAUGCGAGGUUGUCAUCUGCCAUUGCUUUACAUUGGUGUGGAGUGCGGCCUAACCAAAAACAUCGAGCUAGCUGAGAAAUUUUUCCUACAGGCUAUGAAUAUAGCGCCGCUAGAUGUAUAUGUACUGCAUGAGCUGGGUGUGACCAAGUACGAAAAUGAGUUCUUUGAUGCUGCCGCCACAAUCUUCCAGUGCACUGUGGACAUUGUGAAACUGCGGGCCAAAUCAAACAACGAGGAGAUCUCAUCCCGCUGGGAACCGGCUUUUAUAAAUCUGGGUCAUUCGCUUCGCAAGGAGCAUAAGUACGAGGAAGCUCUAUGCAACUUUCAAUAUGCACUUCUUUUAAAGCCGCAGAGUCCUACUACAUACACUUCCAUAGGAUUUAUACAUGCUCUACUAGGAAAUCUAGACCCCGCCAUCGAAGCUUUCCACAAGAGCUUGGCCCUGAACAGAGACUGCAUUGUGACGUCUACCAUCCUAAAGAGUUGUAUCGAAGACCUUAUGGACGACUCGGCAACUAUUGAUGAGAUUUGCAGUGCGGCCUUGCGAGAUGUGGCCAAGAAUAUCACGGCCAACAGUCGCCGUGUGUUAAACUCGGACAAGUUUAAUGGGAUGAAGCUAAAGUUCGACGAGGAAGAGGAAUUCGCCAAUUCCGAUUCCAACAUGGUAGUGGAAAUGAGCUUUGAUACCUAGAAAACAUUUAUACUAACUUAUGUCAAUCAUUAAUGUUAGCUUCGAUUGUUAGCCAGACAAACAUAUGCCAUGCACUUGAACUUAAUUCGUGGCCAGAACAAAUACAGAUGUUUAUGCUUGUAUAUUGUCGUCUGGCUAAUGAGCAAAGUCUUGGGAUUUUUCAGCUCUGUUUUUCCCACUAUCAAUCGAAGUCGCCGCCAUGUGAAUAACAUUAAGUAUUUAAGAAAACGUAAAAGUCUCAUUUGAAUCAUAAUUGUACGGCCAGCCCCGAGUGGCCCUAGCCACGUUCUCUCAAUCAUUCUGUAACUUGCAUACCAUUUAAUUAUAAUUAAAAGUAGGUUAGCCUGUGCAAGGAACUAAAGUUGUAACCAAAAGACUUUGCUUCCUUCAAUAAGCACGUACACCAAAGUUUUUUCGGCAACCAAAACUUGAA